AUGGCUAAUCCCAAAGUGAGCAAGGCCCUUGAGGAGGCCCGGAAGCUUGUUGCCGAUCUGGAGUCGUACGAGGACAACCCGAUCAACCACCAGGCCAUCAUCAAGCAGACUGAGCGCGUCCGCAAUGCCUUCCAGGAGCCAAUCGACCUGGUGACCCGACUGUUCGAGGACCUCAGUUUGGGAGGUGCUUUUCACACCAUCCUAGGUAUUCGUGCUUACCACGCUAUGCCUGAGGAUGGUAGCUCCAUCACUGCUGAGGAGCUGGCCCGGAUCACCAACGUCGCCCCCACGGUUAUCCACCGCACCUACCGUGUUGCCGUCAACCACGGGCUAUUCAAGGAGACGGCCCCAGACACUUAUGCCCAUAAUGACCUCUCUCGUGCCCUCAACCCCAAGGCUCUUGGCUCAUUCUUCAUGAUCACUCUGGAGUUCACCCGUGCCUGGAUUCACCUCCCCGAGUACCUUAAGUCGCAUAAGCCCGAUGAUGUCUUUGACCUAACCAAGUCCCCCGCCGUGUAUUCAGUCGGAAAGGAGCAUCUGGGCAAGUCAUAUUACGAGCUGCUCGAGAUUGACCCUGACCCGGAGCGCCGCGAGGUCUGGAACGCCAACAUGUUCAUGGUUGAUCAACUGAUGCCCGUCACCGGAAUGUUCCCCUUUGCGUCCCUUAAAGAGGAGGUCGAGAAGGAUCCGGAGCGCCCAUACCUCGUCGACAUCGGUGCUGGUCGUGGCCAGUCGUGUUUCGCUAUCAAGAAGCAGAUUGACGGCGCCUUUGAUGCCAAGUUUAUCCUACAGGACCUGCCUGGUGUCAUUGAUAACCUGAAGCCUGAGGAAUAUCCUGGCUUUGAGCUCAUGACCUACGACGCUUUCACGCCGCAGCCUGUUAAGAACGCCCACAUCUACUUCAUGCGCCGCUUCCUCCAUGACUUUUAUACCCCAGUCUGUACCGAGUUUGUCAAGAACACAGCCUCGGCCAUGGGCCCCGACUCGCGUCUCAUCAUCUGCGAUAUGCUGGUCCCAGACAUGGUCGAGGACCACGAGAACAUGGACCUGUACUGGCUCGACUUUGCUCUUCUGUGCAUGACGGGACAGGAGAAGAAGAAGGCCGAUUUCGAACAGAUAUUUGAGGCUGCUGGCUUGGAGCUCGUCAAGAUCUACCCCUCUGCUUAUGGACGGACAGUGAUGCUUGAGGCUAAGCUGAAGCAGUAG
This is a messenger RNA of Fusarium keratoplasticum, 1206 nucleotides long. Its product is annotated as Methyltransf-2 domain-containing protein. Bases 1 to 1206 code for a protein of 401 amino acids. The record is from RefSeq and is a predicted model, not a curated record. Lineage: Eukaryota; Fungi; Ascomycota; Sordariomycetes; Hypocreales; Nectriaceae. The transcript has 2 exons. Gene Ontology annotation, molecular function: O-methyltransferase activity.